CCAGUCUGGACGGUUUCAUUCGGGCUACAGGUAAUCCCUCAUUGGGAAACAUCCUCCUCCUCCACCCUAUAGGAUCUCUUUGUGACAAAGCCAGACUUUAGGUCUCUCCCUCAUAUGCUGAUUUAUAACUCAAACAGCUGUGGGCAAGGAGCUAAUUUAGACUCAUGAGUAAGCAAAUCAGAAUUGUUGCUGAUCUGUGGCGGAAUCACUGACAAGCAAUAUAGCAGAAGGCUGUCUCACAUCUUUCCCUAAUAUCAGAUAUUACGUGGAUUCAUUUUGCACUUCUCUCUCCACCGUGAGAGUGUGUGUGUGUGUAUCUUUUUUUUCUCGAGCAGCAUUAGCUUUACUGAUUUUUUCCAGCUUUGGUCACAGUGCGACCACCUGCGAUUGAAAACCGGCAAAGGCGGUGGCUGUCCAAGCGCACAGCGCUGAGGGAAGGGGAAAAAACCGGACAACACAACAAGCUGAGACUCCGAGCAUCUGUGCAGCUACACACCGCUAAACCCAAUCACAACCAACCGCCUGGAAGGGAUGUCGACCGCCGGGGAAAUGCCAGCUUUCUUUCAGAGGAUGGGCUCCGAGAGCCCGGCCAGGCCCAGGCAGAAAUUCUGUGGCGUGUUCUGUCCAGUGGAAGGUUCCUCGGACAGCAAGACGCUGGACUUUGAUGCACUCUCGGCGUGCAGGGGCAGGAGUGACGGGCGAGUCAUUGACCGACAGACCGACAUCUCCCAGCCGAGGAAGGUAGAGAUAAGGGAGAGCACAGGGAAAGAGGCUCUGCAGAAUCUCGAUGAUAAACGGAGCGACCGUCUCCUGAUCAAAGGGGCCAAGAUUGUGAAUGAUGACCAGUCCUUCUGUGCCGACAUCUAUAUGGAGGAUGGAGUCAUCAAACAAAUCGGGGAAAACCUCAUUGUGCCCGGUGGGGUAAAAACCAUCGAUGCCCAUGGUCGGAUGCUGAUGCCCGGUGGCAUCGAUGUGCACACUCGUUUCCAGAUGCCCGAUCGGGGCAUGACCGCCGCUGAUGACUUCUACCAGGGCUCCAAGGCGGCGCUGGCCGGAGGCACCACCAUGAUCAUUGACCAUGUGCUACCUGAGCCUGGCACCAGCCUUAUGUCAGCCUUCGAGCAGUGGCGUGAAUGGGCCGACAGCAAGUCCUGCUGCGAUUACUCUCUGCAUAUCGACAUUACCGAGUGGCACAAGGGAAUCCAGGAAGAGAUGGAGACGCUCGUGAAGGAUCACGGUGUUAACUCUUUCCUGGUCUACCUGGCUUAUAAGGAUAUUUUCCAGCUUACUGAUGCUCAGGUGUAUGAGGUUUUCAGUGUGAUCCGCGAUCUGGGAGCCAUCGCCCAGGUUCACGCUGAGAAUGGUGACAUCGUAGCUGAGGAGCAGCGCAGGAUGCUGGAGCAGGGGAUCACUGGGCCUGAAGGACACGUGCUGAGCCGCCCUGAGGAGGUGGAGGCGGAGGCCGUUAACCGCUCUGUGACUGUAGCCAACCAGACCAACUGCCCGCUGUAUGUCACCAAGGUGAUGAGCAAGAGCGCUUCUGAUGUCAUCGCUCAGGCCAGGAAGAAGGGCACUGUUGUCUAUGGAGAGCCAAUCACUGCAAGUCUGGGAACAGACGGUUCACACUAUUGGAGCAAGAAUUGGGCCAAAGCGGCUGCUUACGUCACCUCUCCUCCACUGAGCCCUGACCCGACCACACCAGACUAUCUCAACUCCCUGCUCUCCUGUGGAGACCUUCAGGUGACAGGAAGUGCACAUUGUCCCUUUAACACUGCCCAGCGUGCUGUGGGCAAAGAUGACUUCAGCUUGAUUCCUGAGGGUGUGAAUGGCACUGAGGAGAGGAUGUCUAUCAUUUGGGACAAGUGUGUGGUAACGGGUAAGAUGGAUGAAAACCAGUUUGUGGCCGUGACCAGCACAAACGCUGCCAAGAUCUUCAACCUGUACCCCCGCAAGGGCCGCAUUGCUGUGGGCUCAGAUGCUGAUCUGGUGCUGUGGGACCCUGACGUCACAAAGAUCAUCUCCGCCAAGAGCCACCAGUCGACUGUGGAGUACAACAUCUUUGAAGGCACAGAGGUGCGCGGCGGGCCUCUGGUCGUGAUCAGCCAGGGCAAGAUUGUUUUGGAGGACGGGAACCUCCACGUCACAGAGGGCUCAGGACGUUACGUGGUCCGUAAACCUUUCCCUGACUACGUCUACAAGAGGAUAAAAGCUCGCAGCAGGCUGGCUGAGCUGAGAGGCGUACCCAGGGGACUGUAUGAUGGUCCAGUCUGUGAGGUGUCAGUCACUCCUAAAACCAUGACUCCAGCCUCCUCUGCCAAGACUUCACCUGCCAAACAGCCUGGCCAACCCGUCCGCAACCUGCACCAGUCUGGCUUCAGCCUAUCCGGAGCUCAGAUUGAUGACAACGUUCCUCGCCGGAAUACCCAGCGCAUCGUGGCGCCCCCAGGCGGCAGGGCAAACAUCACCAGCCUGGGUUAGAGCCCCAUCCUCAGGCGCUGAGGAGGAAAUGAGGAUUUGUGGAUGUAUGGCCAGCAGGAGCUGAAGUGGUGGGGAGUGAAGAAGCUACAGCAUUACACCAAGAUUCAAACUCUUCACAACACCUCAUCAGGCCACCUGUUAGCCUCCAGCCUUCAUGUCCUCCUUUGCUGCUUUUUUCCCCACUUCUCCCCCAAAAACCUGUUCCUAGAGGACAGAGUUAGGAAAAAACACACAAACAAAAAAGAAGGUCUGCCUCAUAUGAUGAAAAAAUUGACAAAAAAAUUGAUAACACUCCUUAUUUGAGCACUUUUGACUGCAUCAUUUCAUUUUUAUACUGUAAUUUCUCCCUCCCAUGUAUCCCUGUGAUAUUUGCUUUGCUGUUGUUUUCAUUGAGGGGUUGAGUAAGACUAACGUGAUGUUAUGCAGACGAUGAUGUUGGAGCAGGAUGUCUGUUCUUUUUCCAUGUUUUUUUUUGCAUUUUGUGAGGAGUUAGAAUGAAGCAUGGAUAUAAAAACACACUGAUUUUCUUUUAUUCUUUCUCGAAUAGGCCAAACAGUAAGUUGCUUGAAAUUGACCAAUUUUGCAUUUCAUUCAGCCAAAAAGAAUCUAAUACUUCCUUCCAGCUGUUAGAAGUCUGUGAUUUGUAUUAUAUCACAUUUCAGUCGCUUCAUUUUCCAGUCCAUUGCUGUCUCUCAUACAGUGCCACAAUUGAUAUUUAAUUGACUAUUCGCCACGAAGACGGCCUUAACAUUUGAAAAAUUGAACAUGGUAAUGCUGUACUAUGGGUACAGUCUGUUGGGAGUCAGCUGGAGAGUCCUGUGGAGCAGAAGGAGCUUUUGGCACGUAGUAAAUAGAGCUUUAUUCUUCAUCUCUGUGUGUAAGGUCAUUGUUAAGUGGGAUUGAUUUACAGGGGGAAAGAGAAAGUUGUACUUAAUGUUACUUCCGACUCGGCCUUUCCUUGCCUUACUUUCUCUUUAGCGCCGUCCUUUUAGAGAACUUUUAGGAGUGUGGGGAAGGUGCCGUUCACAACGCAGCUACAUGUUUUCCCAUUUGUUUACAUUCCCAGGAAUCACAAAGGUCCAAAUUCUUCAUUGACAGCAGUAGAAACAUCUGACAACCGUCCGUCACCAAGCAGUGCAUUUACAUACAGAAUGUCUCUCCUUCCAAAUGUGACUGUUUUAUACUCCCCCCUCCCCUCCACAAACACCUCAUUUUCUUUCUACUCUUUAUGUGCCUGAACCCACAGAAGUUGUAUUGAUAGUCAGAUUUUAGCUUCUUGUUUUGUUAUUGUUUUUGAGGUAAGUGAAGGAUGUAAGAUAAAAAGAUGUAAAAUAGCCAGGAUUAACCGA
Pundamilia nyererei is the source of this 3827-nucleotide messenger RNA. RefSeq names its product dihydropyrimidinase like 2b (gene dpysl2b). The transcript has 14 exons. The record is from RefSeq and is a predicted model, not a curated record. Gene Ontology annotation, cellular component: cytosol; cytoplasm. Gene Ontology annotation, molecular function: hydrolase activity, acting on carbon-nitrogen (but not peptide) bonds, in cyclic amides. Bases 532 to 2478 code for a protein of 648 amino acids. Lineage: Eukaryota; Metazoa; Chordata; Actinopteri; Cichliformes; Cichlidae.